Molecule: messenger RNA, 219 nt
Organism: Peromyscus eremicus (cactus mouse)
Lineage: Eukaryota; Metazoa; Chordata; Mammalia; Rodentia; Cricetidae
Product: small proline-rich protein 2E-like
Exons: 1
Coding region: 1-219 (72 amino acids)
Cellular component (GO): cornified envelope
Source: RefSeq, a predicted model, not a curated record
AUGUCUUACCAACAACAACAGUGCAAGCAGCCCUGCCAGCCUCCUCCUGUGUGCCCACCUCCACAGUGCCCAGAGCCUUGUCCUCCCGUUAAGUGCCCUGAGCCUUGUCCUCCCCCAAAGUGCCCCGAGCCGUGCCCCCCUCAGCCAUGGCAGCCGAAGUGUCCUCCUGUGCAGCCUCCUCCAUCCUGCCAGCAGAAGUGCCCACCCAAGAGCAAGUGA